AUGGCUGUCAUUGUAUUUUGUGAAGAUAGGAAAGGCGAACACACUGGGAACUUUUCGUUUUUAUUUUUAGGCGGACCUAUUUACUCGAAAUGCGCCCCCGCCGGGGUUCCCUUAUCCAUACAGUGCGAUACAUGGAGCAUCAUCUACGUCCGACAAACGAUGUACUCCGAAUACUACGGGGUUCCGAAUGUUAACUGUCAGCUUCCUUCCUACAAUAGUCUCUGUCACACCUUCAGUAACUCCUCGGACUUUUACUACAAUGGAAAAUACAGAGCGGAACACACGUUUGUUUCCGAGAGAUUGACGUUUGUAGGUCAGAUAUUCGGGGUGAACUGUAACGACUCGUCGACUGUGAGGGUCGUCCAGAUAUUGUAUGAGUGUCUCACAGAGAUGGAGAGACCGAGUAUCUGUGAAGACAAAGAACUGGUAGGGGAGGUGGACGGGAUGCUUUUUAAUCCCGGUUUUCCGGAUCCCGUGAGGCAGCAAUAUGGUGGAUGUUCAUGUCGAAUAUCGGCGACGGACUGGGGAGUAAUCAGACUGAGCGCCAUCAUUAUCAAUCCCGUGCAUCCUCAUACCGGAAAUGGGAGGUGGAGACUAAAUGUCAAAAUCAAUGAAGAACAUGAUUAUAGUCUUGACCAGAUGUACAGACUCUCGUCAGAUAUUGGUAUUCCGGACACGAAUAGCCUCACUCUGGGCUACAGUAAUGGCGGCGACACUACAUUCCUCCCCGUCAUGGUACCUAGAGUCCCCACUGGCUUUUGGAUCAAAUACUCGACCUUCCCCUCAACUUCUCGUGUCCACGUUGUCUGUUCUGUAAAACAAAAGGACGAAGCGAAUCUCUCAUCAGGGGUGAUAGCGGUCAUAAGCAGCAUCGCUGGAGUGUGUGUGUUUGUGACAGGCCUGACUGUGUUCCUUGUAUUGAGAAGAAUUUCUUUUAAAAGGGACAGAAAUAAGUCAUCCCUACACAGACAUGCGAAACAAGUAGGUGGAUCACAAGGGGUGAGUUCUAGAAGCGCCACCUUCUCGGAAGUUAAUAAAGAAUUCUACUUCCUGCGGAGAUGCAACACACUUUCGAGCAUAUCCAGAUAUAACAGCUUACCGCCAAAUUUCAUCUUUAACCCAAAGAAAAGAAAAUUGUCGUCUGCAAAGUCAAAGGAUUCUGGGAUAGCAAUUAUUGACAUUCAUCGGAACGAAUCAUUCAAACACGCCGUAAAUUCUGAAAUGUCGGAAGACAGGAACGAAAAAGCGGCGAAAAAUGAAGAGGGCGAAGAAAGAAUGAAUCAGGAAGUGACGUCACUAUCAGAAGCUGGACAGAGUGAGGUGGAAUUACCCGGCGUUUCUGAUUUUGGGAGUUUGCAAUAUUUGUCUGUGAUAGGGACAACUGAUGACGAAGUCGAUGUAUGAUUUUAU
Molecule: messenger RNA, 1410 nt
Organism: Ostrea edulis (European flat oyster)
Lineage: Eukaryota; Metazoa; Mollusca; Bivalvia; Ostreida; Ostreidae
Exons: 7
Coding region: 1-1404 (467 amino acids)
Source: RefSeq, a predicted model, not a curated record